UCCAGUCUGAGGGCCAAUGGGCAAGUUCUUAUUUGUGUGCUAUUUAGCGUCUAGCAUCUGCGACACAACAUCAGUUUACUUAUAUGAGCUGGAUAAUUUUGAAUCAUCAGGGAUAACUCAAUGGAUUAUUCAAAAUGAUGGGCUGAAAAGAGAGAAGUGUUUCUUUGUGAAGAAUUGUUGAAAGCCUUUAAGUCAGGAUGAUGGAACAGGAGGAUUCAAUAGACUUUAAGACCCUGAAGGCACGGUUUCAGGGUGAAAAUGGUCUGAAGAUCCAGACUAAACCUGUCAUCCCAGAGAAACCCAAAACCAUCCCUCCGUCGACAAAAAUCAGCAACCCCUUGAUCUCCUCCAUCCAUGCUGCUGUGCAAAAAGGAGCACUUCAUGCCCCACAUGUAGUCUUCAAAGAUGACAAACAUCUAAAUCGCCAACUAUCUCAACCUUGGGGCUCAAAGGCCAAAGAGAAACAACCCAUCAAUAAUUUUGAACUGCUUGAUAAGAAUCAGAAGAAAGAAGGUGACAUUGUCAAACAGGCUCUGAAAGAUAGGAAUCUUCCACUGGGUCUGCCAGUGCUUCCAAUAAAUGUUGGUACCACAGAGCCUGAACCCAGCCCACUUACACCUGUGUCCGUUUCACCAGCCAAAGCAUCCACACCCAAAAUGUUUGUAUUUAACAGAAAGACUGACAAAGAUGGUAAUGAGAAAGCAGACACUGUGGAAACCCCAACACCAGCUAGCUGUACCCCUGACAGUCUUGCUCCAAGUAACCCAGCUCCUGCAAGCCCAUAUGUUAUAGCUAUUGCUAGUGUACCUGUAGUCCCUAAGGCUCUUGUUCCUCCUCUGAUUUCAGCUGAAACACCUCCGGUCCCUCGCAUUCCUGCCCCAAGUAUUCCAGCCCAAGGCAUUCCAGCCUCUUCCAGCCCUGAACCAGAAAUUCCUGAGCCAGCCAUACCAACACCAGUCAUUCCACCUCGAGCUGCUCAUAAGCCAGAUAUUUCUAAGCCAGAAGCCCCUAUUUCAACUCUUCCUGUAGCAGCACCUCCUAAACCAAAAAUACAUUUGUUCAGUUUAUCAGAGGUAUUUCCUCCUCCAGAAGAAAGUCCCCCACCCGAUUUCACUGAUAUUCCUCCUCCAAUUAUUCCUGAUGAAGAUUUUCCUGAUGGAGACUCUUUUGACCAAGCUAUGCCCAGUCCAGCAAUACGUACAUAUAUCACCCCAGUUCCCAGGAGCCUGGCUGUCUCCAGGACAGAAUCUCCUGCCCCGCCCACCCAUCCAGAAGUUACUUCAGAGCCCUUGGUGAAACCCUUGGAAUCUACAGCUCGUCCAGAUUCAGUUGUUUCCCUAAGCCCUCCUCCAGCUUUUCAUAAUCCAGUUGCACCUUUAGAGAUGGUACUAGAGAAUGCGAAAGACCUGACUGAUAAGAUGGCUGAUAAAACAGAGGAGGAUGAGUUUUCAUCCAAGUCUCUUUCAGCCCUCUCAGCCUUGGAGAGAGCGGAGGAGAUGGCCCCAAUAAAACGGAACACACUGCAUGAUAACCGUGUAAUUAGCCUGUUGGAAAAGGCUAAGAGAAAGUCCACAAUGAUCCAGCUUUCUACCACACCUGAAAAUACAACCCCAUUAGAGACAGGUGCACCUGAGAUAGGUCUACCUAAGACUGCCAAACCUGAGAUGGACCAACCUUAUCUGAAUCCAGCUGAAAAACUUCCAGAGGAAGCCCCUUCUGUACCAGAGAACAAAGCAUUUGAACUCCCUCCUGUUGACUAUCAAGCUCGUUUGCCACCUAAAACUCACCCACCUGAAACAGCCCAAGUUAAUGGCCUUAAUUUCAGGCAAACCUCACAAGGGGUGCUGACAGUGGUGAAACCAGUGAACCCCCCUCCCCCUCCACCCAGAAGGCCUCUGCCAGCCACACCUGUUGUGGAGUCUGAGAAACCAAUUCAGCCUCCUGCCAAAGACCUUUACAUUCCCACAACACCAGCUGAACCUCUAGAAACACAUGACGAUUCAUCAUUUGACAACUCAUAUGGGGAGGCAUCUUUUGGAGAUACUGAGGAAUUUGAAUUGCCAGCAGUUCCUAACUUUAGGCCUCCAUCAGUGGCUCUAUCAGCCUCAGAUUCCAAAAGACCGGUAUCAGUUCAUGAGAAAUCCUUCCUGGACCAAUUCAGCCCAACUCAUCAGACUGCAGAGGAAAUGCUUCCAAAAAUGGAGGACAGAGUAGAUGGUGAAGUAGAUUAUGAUUCUACAAACUCUAGCUCUUCAAUGCCAAAUACUCAAGCUGCUAUACAUCAAGACUCACCUGUCAAUCAAGAUGUUUUUUCCCCAUCAGGGACUAUUGUAAGUGGUGACAAUGUCAAUGAAGCCCAAGUAUUGAAUAAGAAAGGGAAAACAUUAAAGAACAAGAAACAGAAAGGAGCCCCAAAGAAUCCAUAUGAUGAUACUUUGACUGUGGUGGAGACUCCCAAGAAAGGUUUGUUCUCCAGGAAGAACUCAGCAAAAGCAGCUGAUGAAAAAGAACUAAAGAAGAAAGAGAAACAGCGAGAAAAGGAAAAAGAGAAAGAGAAGGAAAGAGAAAGGAAGGAGCAGAAAGAAAAAGAAAAGAAAGAAAAUGAAAUGAAGAAAAGGUUUAAGAUCACAGGGCAGGAGGAGCCCAUUUAUCAUGUUAAAGUGAUCGAGAACUGUAAGGCCCAUAAAAAUGACCUGCCGUUGAAGAUUGGAGACACUGUGAGCAUCAUCCGUACCAACAACUGCCCGAAAGGGAAAUGGCUGGCCAAGGACAGUGACAACAAAUAUGGCUAUGUCCCAGUGGAGAGUGUGGAUUUAAUUAUCAGUGGAAUUAUGGAGCUGGGGAAAAUGACCACAGCAACUAACAGGUCCACCGGCAGUGGACUCAGGGAUGGAGAGGUCAUCAGCUCAGGCAGCAGAACCUCAGAUCAUUACGCCAUGAACCACGAGAGCUUCUCAGAUGACUCAGAUGAGGAGUGGAUAUGUGAUGAUGAUGAUGAUGAAACUGCAUAUGCCUCUCCAUCAGAAAUCCCACACAUAGGGAUGAAUCAGACACAAGCCAUGCCAACGAGAGUCUUAAACAGUGAACCAGGCCUUGUCCAGCAAACUGAGUCUGAUCCAAAUGACAUGAAAGUACAAGCAAAUCAGGAAGCCCUUCAAAAACUAGCCACAUUCUUUACUCUACCAAAGACUCUCUCUCAGGCUCUUCCGGAAAGCAACACCCCAAAAAUGCAAUCAUCUAAACCAGAGAAUCCUGGCAACUUAAACACGGAAGAUGAUCUUGAAAUCUCAAACCUUCAGAUACUUCCUCCUCCAGACCUGUAUGCUGACAUCAUAGCUGGUGAUGCCAUGCCAAUUUAUAGCAAGUCAAUCAAAACCACCACAAAAUAGAGGAGUAGUUCAGACUGCAAAAUGGAAUGAUGAGUAUGAACUCUGCUUCAUAACCCUGCUGUUUUGAAGAGUACUUUGGGAAAUGUCACCCACAAAAGCUCAAGAAAUGUGUCUUUCACAUGUGAAAAAUAUGUUUGAGACUGUGCACAUAAGUGUUUAUGUAGCUUGGUGAGCAAGUGGCUGCAGACAAGAGUUUCUAUAAUGUGGUGAGAUGUUAUUUCAGUUUAUUUAAACCCUGCUAUAAAUCUAAGUGUUAGUUUACUUUCUUUCUUUCUUUCUUUCUUUUGUUUUGUUUUACAAUCAGCCAUGCAUCCUGGAUUGUGUGGAUAUAAUCAUCAGUUCACUGGCAAAAAGUGCAAAGUUUGUGUCUAGUCUGAGGUUGUCUAAUGAGCUUCUAUUUCAACACUGAUUUUAAAGCUGUCAGAUAAAAACAUGGCCAAAAUAAGAGCUUAAUAACUUUUUAUUUGGAUGAGGUUUUAGCAGAUUAUUGCCAUGUGCUCAUUUAUAGCUGUAAUUCUUAAGUCAACAUUGUUUUUCAGGCAUCAUUUUUUAUUUAUUUUUUAUUUUAGGAUUGCAAUUUAGAGGUUUAUAUAACCACAAUCUGUAUUUAUAUAGGAUUAAUUAGUAUUAUAUUUUUCUUUGUUAUGCUUUCAAGCAGUAGUCUGUAAGUAUUCCCAGUCUUCAUUUGGGCUACACUACAUUAGGGAAAUACGUUUGUGCAAGUGCUUUAUUUUUGUAUUUCUUUAAACAAAGGCAUACAUACUAUGCCACAGCUCUGUGAAUAAUUUGCUGUUAAAAAAAAAAAAAAAAAAAAUCUCAAUUCUUUUUUUUACAUAUUUUUGUCUAUGCUAGAAAGCUCAGAAAUCAGUUUUGGUUGCAUCUCCAGUAGGUAUUAUAGAGCAAAUCUGAUUUGCCCCAAACUGCAUAGGUUUUAUAACAUUAUAACAUUGCCAUAUCUACACAAGGUACAAAAUGCAUAUACUUCUUUAUUUCACCAUUUUUUUAACAAUACAAAAUAAAGUGCAAAUAAGACCAGGAACACCAUGCAGUGCAUCACUUUUAAAAUACAAAUCACACAAGACAGGAAAAGACACACAUACAUGUACAAUACACAGACAUGUAGAAGAACAUUGACAGGCUGAAGUCAUCUCACGGUGGGCUCAGAAACAGGCUGAAAACAGUUUUCACAGAAGGGAAGCUGUGCACACACAUAUACAGCACUACACGUUGACAGAGAGAGAGGGGGUUGUAUAAUAUCCAGCACAAAUGCCUGUACAUAGACAAUACAGUGAGCAUGAGCAAAAACUUUCUUACUGACCCAAAAUUACCAGAAAAACAUGGCUGCAACCAUAAAAGUAUUAUAACAAAGCCUUAAAACUGUCAUAAAAGUGACUUAUGUAACCACCCAGCCUUUGAAUAUGACACAUUCUGAACUUAAGGGCGUCAAGUAUAAGCACUCACAGUUCCCACCCUAACUAUGACUGUAAUGUACAAUGUAAUGGCAAAAGUCAAGCCGUAGGGGACUAUUUAUUUACACUUUGCAUCAGCACUUUUUACACUAAGAAGGUGCAAAAAUCCUCGAUACAACCUGGUUGCUCUUGCAGUGAAUCUGGGAUUAUUGAGGAA
This is a messenger RNA of Xyrauchen texanus (razorback sucker), 5015 nucleotides long. RefSeq names its product proteoglycan 4. Gene Ontology annotation, cellular component: plasma membrane. NCBI's taxonomy places the organism in Eukaryota, Metazoa, Chordata, Actinopteri, Cypriniformes, Catostomidae. The record is from RefSeq and is a predicted model, not a curated record. Gene Ontology annotation, molecular function: protein binding. Gene Ontology annotation, biological process: T cell receptor signaling pathway; integrin-mediated signaling pathway; protein localization to plasma membrane. The transcript is spliced from 19 exons. The coding region runs from base 198 to 3389 and encodes 1063 amino acids.